AUGCGAGGUCUCAUUGCAACAUUCAUUUGCAGUUUAAUCCUCGCCAGUUCGAAAUUAUGUGGUGCAGCGCACCUGGAGCAAAUCCAAAAAGUUUUAAACAUCGAGACCUUUGAGCAACCUCAAUUGGAUCUCUCAGAGAGCGUCAAUGGCCAAAUACAGUUGCUGGGCAACUUCCAAGACCUCAAUUUCUAUAGAUACUCGGGCCAGAACAACUUUACCGGGGAAGUCACCAACAAAACCGACCAAAGACUCAUCUACUCCUCCGGUGACACGCUCAUAGAGCUUUAUGCAGCACACAGCAACGAGACUUUCCAUGUCGAGCACAUAGUGCCGCUAGCAUCCGAUUCCUUCAUCCUCAGCGGGACAGGUUCUCUAUCGGGCCUUCAAUUAGACCACCAAUUGGUCCUCAAUCUUUCGACCGUCGAAUUUCGUCAAAUUUUUACCCAAGCCUUACCAAAGGUCAAUGCCAUCACAGUUGUAAAGGAUAAGGUAUUUUUCGGUGGGGAAUUCAAAUACCAAAGCACCAAUGCAACAGCACAUUCUGUGGUUUCGUGGGACUAUACAACUGACAAAGUCGAACUUUUGCCCUUUGGAGGGUUCGGUUCAGGCUCCGCAGUAAACUCAAUCUUGUCCUGGAACGACCAAGCACUUUUCUUCGCGGGUAACUUUUCAACACUCGAAAAUUCUAAAGCCAUAAUGAAUAGCUCAAAUUCAAGCAGCUCAAAUGUGACAGUACCUGAAUUGAGCACUCCACUCUCUCUGAAAACUGCAGAGUGGAACUCCACGGGAAGUUUGCAGAAGGAUCAGCUGAUUUGUCCCUCGUCUUCCAGCAGCGCAGGUUGGCUACAGAGCGACAGCUCACAGGGUGAGUUUGAUGUAACGCUUGCGGCCAAAACGAAGUUAUCAAAGGUCCGACUUUAUAACUCUCCCGUCGAUGACGAACAAGUUUCGCUUUUCAGAAUUCUAACCUCGCCUUCCAAUGGAAUUAUGAACUUAACCUAUCUGGAUCCAUCCACUGGACAAUUAUCAUACUGCGACGCAUGGUGCCCAUUGUAUUCCACCAAAAAUCUGAAUGCCUUAAACUCUAAUACCUCAGAUUAUGAUAAGUUUUAUUUCUUGAAAAACCAGACGACUCUUGAAUGGUCUGAAUCAUUUCAGGAUUUCGCAUUUGUUGAUGAAGUUCCGAUUUCAAGUUUGAAUUUCAUUUCUUUGGACUCGUACGGCUCAAGUGCUGGACUCAGUUCAUUCGAGCUUUAUGAAGAUCAAGUUUCUGUCUAUGCCAACAAUACACAGAACGCUCCCAACUGUGGGGACUCCGCCAAUAUGUUUGAAUCAGAACUGUCCAGUAGUUCUACAUGGCAGUCUAAUACACAGGGAGAUAACUACGUGUACACAGAGUUUGAUAGCGGCAAAGACCUCCCUUGGGUAAACUACCUGAUUGAUAUCAAUUAUCCUGGUCAGUACACGAUUAACUUGCUGACACCAGGAUGUAAUUCGGAUAAUUCUUGUGAGGCAAGAGGUGUUGUGAAUGCGACAGUGCGUUUCAAAAGUAAUAACACACUUAUUUCCACAUCUGAAAUUUAUCAAACUAAUGCAUUUGAAAAGUAUGAUACUCUUUACUCGGGGCCUCUCGAUGACAGCUUGAAUAUCACAGUGGUGUUCAAGGGUGCUGGUAGCUCUGAUACUUCUGUUAUGGUUGCUGAAAAAGUCGAGAUUAUUUCCAACGCAUAUGAUGAAUCUGUUUUUGACAUCAAUGAACAUGGUCUUUUAAACGGGUUGUUGCAGUACAAUUUGACAGGAUCAGCAGCCAUUCCUUACAGCGAGAUGGCCAAUUCUACUGCAAGUUUGAUGGGUUUCACGAGCUCGAAAAUUCCAAAACAUGCCAAUUUGUUCAUUGAACGCUUAGAAGAUACAGCUGUUGUAUUGACCUCUGCAGGCGAAAUGAUUACAGCUAGCCCAAAUGAAGAUCUUGAGUUUUCUAGUAUUCGUUCAAGCACCAUUGGCCGGAAGAUUGAUUCUGCGAGCGCUUUCUCUAACGGACUAGCAGUCAUUGGAGAAUUCAACACCUCUAAAUCGGCGAUUGCCCUUAACUCUAAUGGCACAACAUCUAAUUUUGUUGAAGGUAACUCAACGGCCUUGCGCUCAACUAACAUUACCUUAAAUGGUGCAGAAGUUUUGGUUUUCAAUGAUGACUUCAUCGUUAAUGUCACAUCUAACCAACUUCUGCACAAUACUUCCAAACUCGCACUUUCCGCUCUCAGUGCAGGCUCUAAUAAUCUGAAUGAUACUUUGAUGCAAGGAAGCAUCACAAGAAAUCAAUUUACUAUGCUUGACGGUAGUUUCUCGAUACCCAGCAAAUCAAGUCAAAGCUCGAAUUUUUCAGACGUGUUUGGAGGUAAACUUCCAUAUGAUGCUGUUUUCAUCGAUAAUUCAACUACAAUCUAUGCAUGCUAUGACCCACAAGGACUCCCAAAUGCAUACAAUUUGAUGGAGCUAAAAAAUCCAUCUGCGGCUCAAAACUUACCUUACGAAUGGCCAAAUUCAGUAUCCGCCCUGGCUUACCUGAAAAAUGAGUCUCUCUUAGCGAUGGGCCUAGAAAAUGCUACCGGUGGACCGCAAUUCAUUCUGAGAAAUAUCAGUACCAACAGUGAUGUGGCAAAUUAUUCGUGGCCCAAUGAAGCCUCCGUGAACUCAUUUAUUUUUCUGGAGAGAAACACGUCAGUUCUUGUCGGCGGAAACUAUACUGAUGAAAGGUCUGGAUGUUCUGGACUUUGCUUAUUUGACUACCACGACAAUAAAUGGUCGCCAUUUUUGAAUAAUUCUGUAAACGGGGUCGUCGACAAAAUGGAGACUUUUAACGACACACUCGUUAUCUCAGGAGCUUUAAAAAAUGGCGACAAUCAAACUGCCGGGCUCCUAAGCUUGUCGUUGGUCAACGGUUCAUCUCAGAUAAUAAAAGGUGGAGAUGAGAAAAUAAAGGACUUUGCACACCUGGAUGAAAAUCACAACGAUCUUGUGGUGCUUUCAGACCGCAAUGUUUAUCACCUUACCAACGGUAACUGGGUCUCUAUUUCUUCUGAUUUCGAGGCCUCUUCAGUCUUUGCAGCUGCUCACGCAUUCCCAUUAAAUUAUAACUCAUCCGAUCACACUCACACCAAUGGAACUAAUGCUGUUAUCAUUACUGGCGAUAUCCAUCACGCAACGUAUGGUUCGUUGAACGCAUUUAUCUACCAUUCUCAAAAGUGGUAUCCGUUCUACACAACAUCAUCGGCAGUAUCGAUCUCAAGGCUUGAGGCUCCACCGGCAUUAUUUCCCAAUAGGGACAUAUCUUCAGCCAAUUGUUAUCAAGGGCUCCUACAGAGUUCGUUUCACGGUAAUACUACGAGCCCUAGUGGUAGUGGGAACCCUUCCGAACCAGCUACUCCCAAUUUGUACCAUGGGAACAAAAGAAAGCGAAUCGACAGAGGGUUCGUUGUCCUUAUUGGUCUGGCACUCUCAAUGGGAACGAUUGCGGUCUUAGGUACACUGGCGGUUGCUCUCUCGUAUUUCUUUGGUGACACUGGUGAGAACUACCAAUUCUUGAAACCACGUAUCGACGAAAACGAGAUGAUAGACACGGUUCCACCCGAAAAACUAAUGAAAUUCAUAUAA
This is a messenger RNA of Lachancea sp. 'fantastica', 3651 nucleotides long. The record is from the annotation of a GenBank genome assembly. Lineage: Eukaryota; Fungi; Ascomycota; Saccharomycetes; Saccharomycetales; Saccharomycetaceae.